AUGGAAUCCAGGUUGAAGCUGAGCAAACUGAGUACAAAUCCACCAGUUGAUGCUACUCUAUAUAGGAGCAUUGUUGGAAGUUUGAGGUAUCUUGUUAAUACAAGGCCGGACAUAGCAUAUGUGGUCGGGAUUGUAAGUCGAUUCAUGGAAGGUCCUACCACUCAACAUAUGGCUGCUGUGAAGCAUAUACUCAGGUAUGUGAGUGGUACAUUGAAUUUUGGAUGCCACUAUAGAAAGAUAAAGGAUGAGAAACCGCAACUAGUUGGGUAUAGUGAUAGUGACUUAGCUGGCGAUGUUGAUGAUCGCAAGAGUACUACUGGAGUUGUCUACUUUCUUGGUCCAAAUCUAAUCACUUGGAUGUCACAAAAGCAGAAAGUAGUGGCACUAUCAUCUUGCGAGGCGGAGUAUAUUGCUGCAACAACGGCUGCAUGUCAAGGUAUAUGGCUAAAUCGUUUAUUAGCUUAUUUGAUGAAGCAAGAGUUGAGCUCGGUGGUUCUUAAGGUGGACAACAAAUCUGCAAUUUCCCUUUGCAAGAAUCCUGUCCAUCAUGAUAGGAGCAAGCACAUUGACACACGAUACCAUUUCAUUCGGGAAUGUAUCGAGAGUAGCAAGAUAGCAGUAAAGUAUGUGAAUUCAGAUGACCAGCUCGCUGACAUGCUGACCAAGUCGCUUGGGAGUGUCAAAUUCUUGGAGAUGCGCCAGAAGAUUGGGUUGCGAGAUCUGAAGAAAAAUCAACAAGAUUAA
Dioscorea cayenensis subsp. rotundata (Guinea yam) is the source of this 744-nucleotide messenger RNA. Its product is annotated as secreted RxLR effector protein 161-like. The transcript has a single exon. Lineage: Eukaryota; Viridiplantae; Streptophyta; Magnoliopsida; Dioscoreales; Dioscoreaceae. Bases 1 to 744 code for a protein of 247 amino acids. The record is from RefSeq and is a predicted model, not a curated record.